This is a messenger RNA of Scophthalmus maximus (turbot), 553 nucleotides long. RefSeq lists its product as uncharacterized. The transcript is spliced from 2 exons. NCBI's taxonomy places the organism in Eukaryota, Metazoa, Chordata, Actinopteri, Pleuronectiformes, Scophthalmidae. Gene Ontology annotation, molecular function: protein binding. The coding region runs from base 97 to 372 and encodes 91 amino acids. The record is from RefSeq and is a predicted model, not a curated record.
UGGUGGCUCCUUUCUACACUCGACGACAGGAGCGACGACAGACGACAGGAGCGCAGCGAACUCGCGCGGCACAAAAUCUGCGCGCAGACGCCAAAAAUGGGCAAAAUCUACCAAGUCGUGGUCCACGGGCUCCGCGGGGAGAAGAUGACCGUGGACCUCUGCAACACCGAGGAGCAGAUGCAAACCAUGACGGUGUUGCAGCUGAGGGAGAGGAUCGCGCAGAAACUUCCAAACAACGCAGGGGAGAAUGCGCGUCUGAUCUUCACAGACAAGAUGCUGGACGAUGACGCCACGCUGCUGUCGCAGUACGGGAUCCAGCACAUGUCCGUCAUCCACAUGGUGUUGAGGGUUCCCGGAGGACUGACCGCCUGAUGGACACCGUCUCCUCCCGUCGUACAAACAGAAGACUCCCACUGACACCGUUUACAAAUGCCAAGCCUUCAACUGUUCGGGUCGUGUUUUCACCCCAACAAGAUUCGGGCCCGAGUUGCCUUGAAAUAUGUUUGAAAAAUUCACCUUGCUGUUGCACAAAAUAAAACCAUUAUGUUCUCUC